CCAGGUUCCCAGAAGGUGUGGCAGCGGUACGGGCUCUUCAGCGGUAGGAUCUAAACGAGCACGUUGGGGACGGACGCGUGGGGACGGCGGCGCUCGGACGGACGCUCGGGAGCAAAAAUGCGACCAAUGCGUAUCUUUGUGAACGACGACCGCCACGUGAUGGCGAAGCACUCGGCCGUCUACCCCACGCAGGAGGAGCUGGAGGCGGUUCAGAACAUGGUGUCCCACACCGAGCGCGCCCUCAAAGCCGUGUCCGACUGGAUCGACGAGCAGGAGAAAGUCGGCGGGGAGCAGCCGGAGACGGAGGCCAUGGAGACGGCGGCAGAGGAGGAGAACAAAGAAGGAGGGGAUCAGAAGGCCACGGAGCAGCUGACCAGGACCCUCCGUGGGGUGAUGCGCGUGGGGCUUGUGGCAAAAGGCCUGUUACUGAAGGGGGACCUGGACCUCGAGCUGGUCCUGCUCUGCAAGGACAAGCCCACGUCGGACCUCCUGGAGAAGGUCGCCGACAAUCUUGGAGUUCAGCUUGCUGCUAUAACCGAGGACAAAUACGAGAUCAUCCAGUCGGUCGGUGACGCCGCCAUUGUGAUCAAGAACACAAAAGAGCCUCCGUUGACGUUGACCAUCCACUUGACGUCGCCCGUGGUCAGAGAAGAAAUGGAAAAACAGUUAGCUGGAGAAACGCUAUCAGGCAACGACUCCCCGGACGUUCUGGACAGGCAGAAAUGCCUUGCUGCCUUGGCGUCACUGCGGCACGCCAAGUGGUUCCAGGCCAGGGCUAACGGGCUGAAGUCGUGCGUCAUAGUCAUACGCGUGUUGAGAGAUCUGUGUACUCGGGUUCCCACCUGGGCACCGCUGAGAGGAUGGGUAAUUGUCCCCUUUCUUUUGUUCCUUCGGGGUCCGGGUGCCGCUCCGCCCAGCCCGGAUCCGUUCCCAGAAGUUAGCCGUAAGGACGGAAAUGGAACCCCCCCCCCCCCCCCUUUUUCUUC
Messenger RNA from Oxyura jamaicensis (ruddy duck), 986 nucleotides. RefSeq names its product interleukin enhancer-binding factor 3-like. Gene Ontology annotation, molecular function: double-stranded RNA binding; single-stranded RNA binding. NCBI's taxonomy places the organism in Eukaryota, Metazoa, Chordata, Aves, Anseriformes, Anatidae. Gene Ontology annotation, cellular component: precatalytic spliceosome. The transcript is spliced from 6 exons. The annotation marks the transcript as partial. The record is from RefSeq and is a predicted model, not a curated record.